CCUACUCUCGGGGUGGAGGUGUGUCAGUGUCGAUCUGAUUCGCAUGAGCCAUGGGUGUGUGUCCUGCUGUGCUCGUCUCUCUCUCGGCUCUUCUCCUUCUCGUCUCCUCAGAAGGGCUGCCCGGCAUCACCGACCCCCAGUUCAUCCAGAACUGUGUGAAAUUCCACAACAGCCAUCGUUCACAAGCGCAGCCCUCAGCCAAAAACAUGCUGCACAUGACGUGGGACGAGGCCUUAGCCAAAAGUGCCAACGCCUGGGCCAAGAUGUGUAAGGCAUCUCAUAAUCCUUUGCUGAAGGAGGCUAGGAAGCUGCACCCUGUGUUUGGCAGAGUAGGGGAGAACAUCUGGGUGGGCUUGCCAGUGAAUAAGUUUUCUGUGGAAAAGGCCCUGAACGCGUGGAAAGAGGAGAAAGAACACUACACCCUGCAAACCAACAAAUGCAGUAAAACGUGUGGCCAUUACACCCAGUUGAUGUGGGCUAAGAGCUAUAAGGUGGGCUGUGCGGUCAAUCACUGUACUGGGGGCGUCCAUGGCUUCAGCGACAGUCCUAAGGCAGCCAUAUUUGUGUGCAACUAUGGAGAUGGUGGGAAUGUGGGAGGAGUCCUCCCUUACACUGAAGGACCAUCAUGUGCAGACUGCCCUGAGGGAGAUCGCUGCCAAUCCAAACUCUGCAGUAAUGCAGCGAGAGAUGUUGUCAAAACUUAUAAUUGGUCCCCUGCAGAAACCAACUUAAACUCUUCAUCCGUCAGCCUCUCUUAUUGGACGACUGCUACGAAACAGAGGCAAUCACUGAUGGUUUUAUUGUUAGCUACUGCCUGUUACAUGUAAGACAUCAUGGGUUUCAGUAUAUUCACUGGCGCCAUCUCUGGGCGGCAUUGGGAUUCAUAUCCCCCCAAAAUCGACUGUGACAUCAAAAUCUACUUACUAGAUUGUGACGGAUGUUGGUCAAGUCAAGUAUAUCACAACAUUCAGACCUAAAUAAUGACACAACUGUUGAUGUAAUAAAAUAAAAGCUUUAA
Sardina pilchardus (European sardine) is the source of this 1018-nucleotide messenger RNA. RefSeq names its product GLI pathogenesis-related 1b (gene glipr1b). NCBI's taxonomy places the organism in Eukaryota, Metazoa, Chordata, Actinopteri, Clupeiformes, Clupeidae. The coding region runs from base 51 to 827 and encodes 258 amino acids. Gene Ontology annotation, cellular component: extracellular region. The record is from RefSeq and is a predicted model, not a curated record. The transcript has 6 exons.